This is a messenger RNA of Parnassius mnemosyne (clouded apollo), 726 nucleotides long. The record is from the annotation of a GenBank genome assembly. Lineage: Eukaryota; Metazoa; Arthropoda; Insecta; Lepidoptera; Papilionidae.
AUGCCGAAUAAAUUUGAUCUUCAAUGCAGUAUGUGCCAGCAGCCCUAUGACCUCCAGUGCGCCAACAUUAAAUUGAGUCUUUUUAAUAGAAUGACAGGGGAUCAAAAGACUAAAUGGAAAUGUGGGUUAUGUAUUAAUAAACAGCCGAAAACCAAUAAUACAGAUACCCCGGUACGUGUGGGUGUAGAAAGGGUCAAUAGAAAUAGAGGUGCAGCAGCAGUGAGUCCGCAGGACUUACUAGACGACGACAGAGCACAGAGUGAAACUAUACCAGCAAAAGACCUACAAUUGCUUAUGAUGGAGGUACGUCAAUUCAAAGAGGAAAUGGGAGCCACACGUCUCCAAAUAGAAUUACUGAAUGGCACUUUGGCUGGUUUAGCGCUUAGAAUUGAUGAAUCCAAUAGAAAAAUUGAAAAGCUAGAAGCCCAUGUGGGCAUCCUGGUAGGUCGUCUUGCUGAUAGUAGUACGUCGACCGAUGUAGGUUCUUUGCUGGAUACAAUAGAGCAACUAAAGUGUGAUCUCAAUGAGCGUGAUCAGGAACUAUUGUGUAAUGAUAUAGAGAUUACUAGCAUCCCUGAAGAGAGGGGUGUAAACUUAAUACACAUUGUCACCACUCUGGCCGUGAAGUUGGGUGUCAACCUUUCUGAGAACGAUUUAGUCUUUUCGAGAUAUCAACAUUCGUACUCGAGGUGCUUCUUUGGGAAGAAGUCGACUUGUUCUUUGUAA